Messenger RNA from Hippopotamus amphibius kiboko, 1338 nucleotides. RefSeq names its product WD repeat-containing protein 87-like. The transcript has 2 exons. The coding region runs from base 1 to 1338 and encodes 445 amino acids. Lineage: Eukaryota; Metazoa; Chordata; Mammalia; Artiodactyla; Hippopotamidae. The record is from RefSeq and is a predicted model, not a curated record.
AUGGAAACAGAGACCCAGACCCUAGAAGGCCUCCACAGGCCAAAGUCCCACCUACCUGAUAUUAUCAUUGAACCACAGAAACGUGAACAUAGGCCCAAAGGCAGCAAGUGGAAGUGGUUCUUAAAGCAUCAGGAUUCUCCCAUGGGCAAAACUGAGGGCCAGGCCCCUGCCCCAGGCCCAGCCCCAGCCCCAGCCCAAGCCCCAUCCCUUACCUCUAGGCCAGCUGAAAGGCCUUGCCACUCAGAAGUAAGAUUCUCAGAUGAGAACUGGAUUAGUAAUAUCUUAAUACGACUGGAAGCAGGAGAACAACUUUCAAGGGACAGUUCCAAUAGACUGAGCCAACUCCUCAGACACUUCACUUCAAAGGGAUACCUGAAAUGGAUGCAUCUGUACAAUCUUGAAGCCAUUGCUAAACACCUCCAGCAGAACCUACAGAUAGGUCCCAUAGACAUAUCACAACCCUAUAAAGAUGUUUUGAGUCCAGUACACUUAAAAGUGAUCCCUCCAAUUAGAAGAAAAGAAGUGGACAGCUGGCUAGAGCCAUUCCCUACCCCUGAACCAAAAGCCCGGCCCAUCCCUACACCAGUGUUACCAUCAACUACCAAGAGGAUUCAAGACCCAAAGGCUAUAACUUGGCAACUCUUAGGAGAGCCUUACAGGAGUGCACGGGCACAGCAGUUAUCCAAUGCUCUCAAAGAGAUGGAAACGCAACAUUUUUAUCCUGCCACAAGAGACAUUUUCACAGGUGCCCAUACCUCUGUGGAAAAACAAACUCUAGCACUGAUGUUUCAGAAGGAUCUCAGGGCUUUUAAGGGUAAAGGCAGGCCCCUCAAGUUGCCCCAACUGAAGAAGGCACAGCCCAUCUCUAAAGAAAAGGAAGAGCUGCCUCAAUGGGAGACAUUUGUGGCAUUGUACCAUGUUUUGCGGAUGUUAAAGGAGCGAUACACAAGAGACAGUGCUGCUUGGAUGGAACAGUUCUACCGCCUCAUGGACCUGUACCAACUUAAGUCCCCCCGAAUCCAGAGGCUGCUACUAGAGUUGCUGCAGAGAAAGAAACUCCAACCACAAGAGAUCAUCUACAAAAAGGCCCUGGAAACCAAGGAGUUGGCACUUGGUGAACGGUUAUUCUAUGGCCUGUUUUGUGGUAGUUCUCAUGCCCCUGCAGGUCCCCUUGAGUUCCAGAAUGUUGUACCCUUGCCUGGGCAGAACAGGGUGCAUACUAUCCAACCUGUGGGCAUUGCCAAGUAUGGGUUCUUAGAACUUGCCUGGAAAAGGCUACCACAAGUCAAUCCUUACCACGUUGAGAGGCCACCCAACAUCCCUACUCCUACUGUCUGA